Molecule: messenger RNA, 3658 nt
Organism: Phyllostomus hastatus (greater spear-nosed bat)
Lineage: Eukaryota; Metazoa; Chordata; Mammalia; Chiroptera; Phyllostomidae
Gene: ADHFE1
Product: alcohol dehydrogenase iron containing 1
Exons: 14
Coding region: 693-2096 (467 amino acids)
Cellular component (GO): mitochondrion
Molecular function (GO): metal ion binding; alcohol dehydrogenase (NAD+) activity
Source: RefSeq, a predicted model, not a curated record
AUCAUUGAUCAGCUAUUCCACUUGGACAUGGAUGCACUUGGGGCUGCUGUGCCCUCUCAGAGAGUAUAGGUUAAUCAUGGAAAGUUUUAAGCGCUCAUGAAACGAUUUAAUAGAAUCCUGAACAACUUCAUCAAAAAGCCACACCAUUCACAGAGCAUUUAACAUUUAACUUUUAAAAUUUCAACUUGGUGGUGGUGAGGGGCCAUGUUUGUGUUUACACUUGCAUGAUUUGGCAGUUGAACACAACACAGGCCCUGUAAAAAGGGACCCUCGGGCUUUUUGCAGGGUUGUUCUUUGUUGAAACAGUUUAAGUAGUGUCUUAUUUUUUUUCUGAAAGUACUUUAAGAAGUCAGAAUCGCAUUUUAAAGAAAUUAGUUGGAAAAGAAGGAUCUUGCUUUUCUCGUUCCCCUCGUGUGAAUUAGAGGGUUUCAAGUAGAGAGACUUAAGUAUUCAGGACGCCACUGAGCAGUUACUUGUACAGCAAUUUCAAAGAUGGAUGGGGAGACAGCUGCUGAGACGGUUGAAGUAUUGGCUGGUAGGAAAGUGGUCCUGAGCCCCAGGGCUGAGGCUGGGGGCUGACCUAGGGAGGCUGGUGGGCAGUCCCGGCCCAGUGGGUGGGAGGAGGCAGGCGCAGCAGGAAUUGGCCAGUCUGGGGGUUGGGGGCGGGGCCACGGGGAGACAACCACGCAGUCAUGGCUGCUGCCUCCCGCUCCCGGGUCGCGCACUUGCUGAGGCAACUGCAGCGUGCGGCAUGCCAGUGCCCAACUCAUUCGCAUACUUACUCCCAAGCUCCUGGGAUUUCACCUUCCGGAAAAAUAACAGAUUAUGCCUUUGAGAUGGCUGUUUCAAACAUUAGAUAUGGAGCAGGAGUUACAAAGGAAGUGGGAAUGGACCUGCAAAACAUGGGUGCUAAAAAUGUUUGUAUGAUGACAGACAAGAACCUCUCCCGGCUCCCUCCUGUACAAAUAGUUAUGGAUUCCCUGGUGAAGAAUGGUAUAAACUUUAAGGUUUAUGAUAAUGUGAGGGUUGAACCAACCGAUAGAAGCUUUAUGGAAGCUAUUGAGUUUGCCAAAAAGGGAGCUUUUGAUGCCUAUGUUGCUGUGGGUGGUGGCUCCACCAUGGACACCUGUAAAGCCGCUAAUCUGUAUGCAUCCAACCCUCACUCUGAUUUCCUAGAUUACGUCAGUGCCCCCAUUGGGAAGGGAAAGCCUGUUUCUGUGCCUCUUAAGCCUCUGAUUGCAGUCCCAACUACUUCAGGAACUGGGAGUGAAACUACUGGAGUUGCCAUUUUUGACUAUGAGCCCUUGAAAGUAAAAAUUGGCAUUGGUUCCCGAGCCAUCAAACCCACGCUGGGACUGAUUGACCCUCUGCACACCCUGCAUAUGCCUGACCGGGUGGUCGCCAACAGUGGCUUCGAUGUGCUUUGCCAUGCCCUGGAGUCCUACACUGCCCUUCCCUACCACAUGCGGAGCCCCUGUCCUUCAAAUCCCAUCUUUCGGCCAGCCUACCAGGGCAGCAACCCAAUAAGUGACAUCUGGGCUGUCCACGCCUUGCGGAUCGUCGCUAAGUAUCUAAAGAGGGCUGUCAGAAACCCUGAUGAUCUAGAAGCAAGGUCCAAUAUGCACUUGGCAAGUGCUUUUGCUGGCAUUGGCUUUGGAAAUGCUGGUGUUCAUCUGUGCCAUGGAAUGUCUUACCCAAUUUCAGGCUUAGUGAAGACAUAUAAAGCAAAGGAUUAUAGCGUGGAUCACCCAUUGGUGCCUCAUGGCCUGUCUGUGGUGCUGACCUCCCCAGCCGUAUUCACUUUCACAGCACAGAUGUUUCCUGAGCGGCACCUGGAGACCGCAGAAAUAUUGGGAGCCGACACCCGUACUGCCAGGAUCGCAGAUGCUGGGCUUGUUUUAGCUGACACACUCCGGAAACUCUUAUUCGAUCUGGAUGUGGAUGAUGGCCUAGCUGCCAUUGGUUACUCCAAGGUUGAUAUCCCUGCAUUAGUGAAAGGAACGCUGCCCCAGGAAAGGGUCACCAAGCUUGCACCACGCCCUCAGUCAGAAGAGGAUCUGUCUGCCCUGUUUGAAGCUUCAAUGAAACUGUAUUAAUUUUUCUUUUUACUAAAAGAAUUAGUAUCAGCCCUCAUAGUUCUGAAAUGAGAAGUUGGUCUAGCCAGAGCUUUGUCUUCUCAUCUCCAUACAUAACUUAUCUAUUACCAGUUUGAAUGUGAUAAUAAAAUUAUCCUACAGAAGAUUCCAAGACACACAAAGUCAAGCUACUUCCAUAAUACCAGCUAGAAAAAUGCCCCCAGCAUUGGACCCUAGUUUGUGUUCCUGCCCUAAACUCUGCAGACCACCCCUGCUUCAUAUAUCAAGUGGGUAAAAACUCAGUGUCUAUCAAAAGUCUUAAUGUACAUUUUUGCCCAGUAACCCAUGUCUAAAAAUUUAUACUGUAAAAGUACUCACAUGAAUGUGUAAAGAAAUACAGCAAGGAUGUUUCUGGCAGCACUUUUUCUAAUAAAAUAUGAAAGAACCUAAAUGUUCAUUAAUAAUAUAUUGAUAAAUAAAUUGCAGUAUAUUAAAUAAUGGAGUGCCAUCAUGCUAUUAAUAAGAAUGAGGUAAAACUAUUGGAAAUAUGUUUGUGAUAUACUGCUAAGUUGGAAAAAAGUAAGUUGCAGAACAAUUAUAUAUUAGCAUGGUCUGAUUUUUAUGUUUUUAAUUAUAAAUAAAUGUAUGUCUAUAUAUACAUAGAAAAGAAGGAUACAACCAAAAUAUUAAAAGUUAUCACUGUGGAAAUGGAAUUUAGGACAGAGAGAAUUCAAAUAUUCACUUUAUAUUUUAUACUUUCACUUUUUAUUUUAUGAACAUUUAUGUUGUUUGGAUUUGUUAUAACAGCAUAGAUCUUCUCAUCUGAAAGGGGGGAAGAAAAGAAAUAAAAAUAUCACUACAGUUUUAGGUCAGAUUUAUCAUAUUUUAUAAAAAUACUAGUAAUAUAUCUAAAAGUUAAAAACAAAUAGAAAGGGGUUUAAUAUUAGAGACCUAUCCUCUGGCAAAUAAAUUGUUCUUCUGCAAAAAACACUUUUUCUUUGAAUUGAGGUAACAUUGGUUAACAUACAAAUUUCAGGUGUACAACAUAACAAUUAGAUAUCUGUGUACAGUUUAGCAUGCUCAGCACCCGAAGCCUAGUUUCCGUCUGUCACCAUACAAUUGACCUCCUUUAAGUAUUUUGCCCUUUACCCACCCCUUUUCCCCUCUGGUAUCCACCAAUCUGUAGUCUGUAUCUCUGAGUUUGUUCUUGUUUUGUUUUGUUUGUUCAUUUGUUUCUUUUUUGUUUUGCAUUCUUCUUAUGAGUGAAAUCAUAUGGUUUUUGUCCUUUUCCAUCUGAUUUGUUUCACUUAUUUUAGCAUAAUACCUUCAAGAUCCAUCCAUGUUGUCUCAAAUGGCAAUAUUUCAUCUUUUCUUAUGACUCGGUAUUCCAUUGUACUCAUAUAUCGUUAUUUAUACAAUAUAUACAUAUAUAUGCAUGCAAAAUUACUGAAAGGACAUAUAUAAAAUUUUUAACAGUGGCUAUCUUUUGGUUGGUACAAUAUGAACCAAUAUUUGCUUUUGUGUUUAUCCUUGCAUUACCAGUUUUUGGUACUGAACAUAUUUUAUGUUUGCAAUUAGAGAAA